Messenger RNA from Symbiodinium necroappetens, 3732 nucleotides. NCBI's taxonomy places the organism in Eukaryota, Dinophyceae, Suessiales, Symbiodiniaceae. The record is from the annotation of a GenBank genome assembly.
AUGGCUGCCGAUAGCGCGCCGGUGAUGGAAGAUGCAGCAUCGACAGAGCAGGUGCUGCCCGUCCUGCUGGGACGCAAGCCCGAGGCGGAUGUGGAGAUGGGCAAGGUCGGAGCAGAGGAUGCGAAAGCCCUCACCGUGAAGGCACGCCAAGAGAGCGCCAGCCUCACCACAAACUUGAAGUACUGUGAGAAGAUCGUUUUGGGCGUCGGGGUUUUGUUCGCCCUGGCUGCUGGAGUUUCAACACCAGCCAUAGCUAUGUUCACGGCAGACAGCAUCCAAACGCUCACGAUCGCGGGGACGGACAAGGAGCACAUGCUGGACAGCAUGGCCCCGACUCUCGUCAAGAUCGGGGUCCUUGCGGUCUUGCAGUUCGUGUUCGCGUUUGGAUGGCAAACCUGCCUGGCAUGGGCCGCGGCGAAGCAGGCAAUUCGUUGGCACAAGGGCUUCCUCGAGGUCUUGUUCUGCUUGGAUGUAAGCUGGUUUGACGAGCACGAACCGGCGGGCGUGGCUGCCCGACUGGAGACCGACAUCGCAAAUGUCUACAUGUUCAUGUCCACGGCGCUUGGGUACCUCAUCUCGAGCAUUGGCCAGUUCGUGGCGGGCUUGUCGCUGGCCUUCGCCACCGGUUGGCAGCUGUCGUUGGUGGUCUGCGCCACGAUUCCCAUCCUCGUCUUUGUGGGGCAUCGCAUGGGCAAGGCCAUCGAGCAGCAGUUCUAUCUCCAGCAGGCGGAUUUUGCCCGAGCCUCCGCUGUGGCAGAGGAGUCCCUGAUGGCCAUCCGCACCGUUGCUGCCUUCGGGGCCGAGAAAACCGAGUCGGCCCGCUUCGAGAAGGAGCUUCUCUCGGCAAAGUUGGGUGGAAUUCGCUCCGGAGUCAAAAUCGGCGGCGCCUGGGGUGCCCUGAACUUCUUUUAUUCCUGCCUCUAUGGCCUCUCGCUUUGGUUCGGUGGCCACGUGCUCCUCUCGGACAAGGAUGCCGGCUUCGAUCCCAGCGAUAUCGUCACCGUGAUGAUCGCCAUGAUGGUGGGCGUGUCAGGGCUCAGCUCUUUCAGCGGUUUCGCGCCGAUGAUGGCCAAAGCCUACGUCUCGGCCAAGGCGAUGAAGGAGGUGAUGACAGCAGAUGCACGCAGCAUCGAGCAGCCGCUCUACACCCAGCAGCCGCUCCCCGAAGAUCUGAGCACCGUGGAGACUCUGGAGUUUCGGAAUGUGAGCUUCAAAUACCCGACUAGACCGGACAAGUUGGUCCUGAGCAACUUCAACUUCCGGGUGCUAAAUGGCCAAAAGAUCGCCUUCGCCGGCGAGAGUGGAUGUGGGAAGAGCACCACGAUCCAGCUGCUGGAGCGCUUCUACGAUCCAUGUGCUGGCGAGGUUAUGGUGAAUGGGAUGAACCUGAGCCAGGUGCCCGUGAAGGCUUGGCGCAAGCUGAUCGGGUACGUUGGGCAGGAGCCGGUGCUCUUCGCCACCAGCGUCAUGUCGAACCUGAAGGCUGGGGACCAGUCCAUCAGCGAUGAGCAAGUUUACGAGGCAGCCAAGGCUGCGCAGAUCUAUGAGACCCUGAUCAAGCUGCCGGAGGGCUUCGACAGUUUCGUCGGAUCUGGAGGUGGGAUGCUGUCGGGAGGCCAGCGCCAGCGUGUUGCGAUUGCUCGCGCUCUGGCCAAGAAUCCACAGAUCCUGUUGCUGGACGAGGCCACCUCUGCCUUGGACAACGAGUCCGAACGAAAGGUGCAGGCGACCUUGGACGGCCUGAGCUCUGUGAUGGGCCGAAGCAUCACCACCAUCUCCAUCGCGCAUAGGCUCACCACCAUCAAGGGCUCGGACGUGAUCUACGUGCUCAAGGACGGCCGUUGCUGCGAGCAGGGUUCGCAUGAAGAGCUCAUGGAGAGGCAGGGCGAGUACUACAGCAUGGCCAAGUUGCAGCAGGCCCACGCUGAGGAGCCCGAGGAGGAGACGACGAUGACCCCCGCGCCGGCUCCGCGGGCUGGCACACGGUUUGGCAUGCAGAAAUCGAUGUCGAUGCUGCGCCGCAGCGGCUCAGUGCUCAGCUUUUUGGAAGGGGCCUUCGACAUGAUGGAUGGGGACCUACGAGAAACGCCCCGCAUCUGGGGCAGACUCUUCGGGCUCAUGAGGCUUUACUGGUGGGUCUGGCCAAUUGCCUUUGUGAUCAUCGUGGCAGAAGCGGCCGGCGCGCCUCUCGAGGCCAUCUUCUUCAAUGGCGCCAUCAUGUCACUCUUCGAAAGCGUCACGGAGGGCCUGGAUGCCAUGUACCCCAAGCUGGACCAGGCGGUCCUGUGCCUGCUGCUCGUCGGUCUCGGCUCGGGCGUGGCCACGCUGUGUCAGAAUGCCCUCUUCACCUACCUGCAGGAGUGCUUGUGCAUGAUCCUGCGAAAGAUGGCCUUCGCGUCCACCAUCAAGAUGGACAUGGAGUUCUUUGAUGCCCCGGAGAACCAGACGGGGAGCAUCCUGGUGUCCUUGGAGAGGCACAUGAACCGUGUUGGGCAGAUGCUGGGCAUCCAGCUUGGCAACUCCACCGGCGCCAUCUUCACCUGCCUCAUCAGCAUUGGCUUGAGCUUCUCCGGAUCCUGGGUGCUGGCCUUGAUUCUCCUUGCCUUGAUGCCCAUCUGUGGGGCGCUGGGCUUGGCCGUGGCCUCCUGCGCCGCCCGCGUGGAGCAAAAGGGGGAGGAUGCCUACGGCAAGUCGGGGAAGGGGACGGCUGAAGCAGCGACGGCCAUUCGAACCGUGAGGGCACUGGGAGCCGAGGAGCACACCUUGGAAAUCAUCAACGAGUCCUUGGAUGUCCUCACCGAGGUGAACACGACGAAGUCCUGGAAGCUGGGGGUAUCCCUGGGCCUGAACAUGUGCAUGAUCCAGGUCAUCUAUCUGGCAGGAUUCGGGAUGAGUGCCGCCUGCAUUCAGUACUGGAAUUUCGAUGCCCAUCAGGUGCUUAGGACUCUCUUUUGCGUCGUCUUUGGCGUCAUGUCGGUGAGUUCCAUCGUGCAGUACAUCCCUGACUCCGCCUCCGGCCACCAUGCGGCCAUGGAGGUCUUCCGCCUCAUCGACCAGGUCUCCAAGAUCGAUGCCACAGAGCCGACCGGACACAUCGAGAGCAUCGGAGACGGCUCCAUUGAGUUCAAGGAUGUCUACUUCCGGUACCCCCACCGGCCCGACGCGAAAGUGCUCCAGAAGCUCAACUUCACCAUUGAGAAAGGUCAGGCAGUCGCCCUGGUAGGCUUCUCCGGCAGUGGCAAGUCCACCGUGAUCCAGCUACUUCAGCGAUUCUACGACCCGCAAGUGGGUUCCAUCCAAGUCGGCGGCCAGAACUUGCGGGACUUCAACGUGGCAUUCUGGCGCAAGCAGAUCGGCAUGGUAGGACAGGAGCCGGUGCUCUUUGAUGUCACCUUGGAGGAGAACGUGAGGUAUGGCUUUCCUGAGGCCACAGAUGAGCAGGUGAAGGAUGCAGCUAGAGCGGCGAACAUGGACUAUGUCUUCACGGGAUCUGUGAAGUGGAGCGACCGAGUCGGGCUUCGAGGAGAGAAGUUGUCCGGUGGCCAGAAACAGCGCUGUGCCAUUGCCAGGGCUCUCCUGCGUCAGCCGCAGUUCAUGCUUCUGGAUGAGGCGACGAGUGCCCUGGACUCUACGUCCGAGCGCCUAGUGCAACAGGCGAUGCAGGAGGCCAGGGUGGGGAAGACCACGAUCACGGUGGCUCACCGCCUCUCCACGAUUCAGAACUCGGACUAG